GCACGGGUUCACAAGAAAGCCAAUGAUGGCUCCACUCCCUUGCAUUGGGCAGCUUGGGCGACACGAAUCAAAGUUGUACACUACCUACUCCGCCAUGGAGCAAACCCAAACAUUCAAGAUGCUGACGGAAACUCGGCAUUGCACUUGGCCACUGACAUGGGCGACUCAGAUACAGUGGAGCAGCUUCUCGAUCACAGAGCGGAUGCUGGCAUUCCUAACAGGUUCCGAUGUACCGCAGCACACUAUGCCAUGCAACAUGGUAGC
Molecule: messenger RNA, 264 nt
Organism: Guillardia theta CCMP2712
Lineage: Eukaryota; Cryptophyceae; Pyrenomonadales; Geminigeraceae
Exons: 2
Molecular function (GO): protein binding
Source: RefSeq, a predicted model, not a curated record